CUGACUGCACAAAGUAUUAAAUGUUUCCUGUGGUCUGUGUGUUACUUCCUAAUUCACACAUUGUUUGAGUUUCAUUCUCUCUUUUCUCACUCACUGUAAUGGAGUUGUUCAUCUUCAUUGCUUUUCAGCUUCUUAUAGAGGUUCAGUCUAACAGUUCACUUCAGAAACCCUUCAUCAGUGUUAGUGACGAUGGAGUCCAGAUCAACAUAGCCUGUGAAAUACCAGAUUCAGUCAGAGCUGAUUUCACCUGUAGUCUCUACACUGAGGAUGAUCUUCUGCACUCUCAGAGGAAACAGUCUGGAGAACGUCUUUGUAUGUUUUAUUUAACUCCUGGUGAACUUUUCACACGAUCAGUGAGCAGACAGCUGAGCUGUGAUUAUUCACUCAACACUGAACCUGAGAUCAGAUCACCGCGCAGUGACACACAAACCAUCAGAGGUCAAAACUCAUCUCAUCACUCUGAUCCAGUGACAGUACAAAGUUCAACAACAACCACCGCAGCACAAACUAAUACAACAAGCACUGCAGCACAUCCUACAACAACAACAAGCACAGCACAAACUACAACAACAACAAGCACAGCACAAACUACAACAACAAGCACAGCACAAACUACAACAACAACAACAAGCACAGCACAUCCUACAACAACAACAAGCACAGCACAAACUACAACAGCAACCACCGCAGCACAUCCUACUACAACAACAAGCACAGCACAUACUACUAGAACAGCCACGACAAGUAGGGUUUCCAGUGUUCACACUUCAACAGCUGGUCCUAAAGAUCAUCAACUCACACCACUACACAGAGAAACAUGGUUUAUAGUUCUGGUUUCCACUGGUGUUGGUGUCAUUCUGACUGGAUUCAUCUGUCUGUGUCGGUUUGCAAGUAAAAAAAGAAGAAAACACAAUAAAAUGAGAUCAAUAUCAUCAGAUGUGCCCAGUCAAGGAAUUGGUAUGAGUUCAGGACCUGCAGAGAUAUAUUCUCUGAUCACUUCUGUACCAGCCACAUCUCAGCCCAUGUCUGUGGGCCUCGAACACCCAGAUUCCCAUCAGGACAACACACCAGAUCCCACAGCGACUUCCUCUUUCAUUAUGGUUGAAAAUUCAAUUUACCAGCCCUCAGAAGAUUUGGUCAAUACUCAACAGAAACAGGGAAAUACAGAGGAAAAUGAGAAUGUUUACCACCUGUACUGCACGAUCCCUGACAAACCAGUUCAGUCAAACGCAGCAGAUCAAGUCUACAGUUUGGUGAAGAUGCACUGAUGAGUCUAAAGUCUUGUUUCAUUAUGUACAUUCAUUAUAAAUAAAAUAUCAUUACUUGCUUACAAA
Megalobrama amblycephala (Wuchang bream) is the source of this 1334-nucleotide messenger RNA. RefSeq names its product cell wall integrity and stress response component 4-like. The transcript has 12 exons. The record is from RefSeq and is a predicted model, not a curated record. The coding region runs from base 99 to 1268 and encodes 389 amino acids. Lineage: Eukaryota; Metazoa; Chordata; Actinopteri; Cypriniformes; Xenocyprididae.